AUGACUCUCGGGGAUUGCCAGUGCAUAUGUCAAGACUUUGUCUUUGGAGAUGUCUGCUCUCAUGGAGCCAAUGAAACAACUCCUCACAUUGGAGCUCUGCCAACUCGAAAUGCAAAUAUUACGUUGGAAAUUUACAUUGAUUAUCAGGAUGCGUAUAAGGAUAUAAAUUCAAAUGAUGCAUUAGAGUUUAUAAAGAAAUUACAACCAGAGCUGGAAGCACUUUGCAAAAGAGCGGACCCCGAAUCCUUUGAAGCUGUCCAAGUUAUAAAAUUAACAAAUGGAAGCGUUAUCUCAGAGAGUGUGGUGAUGUACAGCUAUCAAAACAAUGACACACAUAUAAGGUUUCUCAAUACCCGGCUUGAGGAUGUGCUGACUGAUAUCUUCAAUGACACAAAAAACCUUGACAAUGUUUCUCAGGUUUUCAGUACCAAUGUGUCAUUUAAUGGACUCAGCUUGCACCCGCCAAUGAUCACAGACAUUGAACACCUGGAGCCUUUUGUCGACUGCUCCCAUUUUAAAAAUUACACUGCUGAGAUCAUUAGAGGUGUAUGGCAGUGCGUUGGACCCUGCAAAACUAAUCAUGAUUACUGCCAACAACGUGGAGAUUGUUUUAAUGACAUCAAUAAAGGACCCGUGUGCAGGUGCUAUCAAAACAGUUUCGAACAAUACUAUGGUACAAGAUGUGAGUCCUUCCGCAGAGGUCCAGGUUUCUAUGGUGCACUGUUUGGAUCUCUGGCUAUUGCACUCCUGCUUUUGAUCACCAUUAUCACCAUUACGUAA
Cyprinodon variegatus (sheepshead minnow) is the source of this 780-nucleotide messenger RNA. Its product is annotated as mucin-3B-like. The transcript has 7 exons. The coding region runs from base 1 to 780 and encodes 259 amino acids. NCBI's taxonomy places the organism in Eukaryota, Metazoa, Chordata, Actinopteri, Cyprinodontiformes, Cyprinodontidae. The record is from RefSeq and is a predicted model, not a curated record.